AUGGUAUGCUUUAAGCAGGAAAGGGAUAGUAGACCUAGGCCGCCACCUGCUAGCGGUGAAAACUCCGGUGCGACCUCAACUUAUCAUCUACCGACGUCAUCAAAUUCAUCACAGGUUGACAACCUGGCGGCUACCAACAUAUCGGUAUCGAAUUCCGCUAUGCAGCUCACAUCGCAAGUCUUAUUGGCCACUGCUGUGGUUCUCGUCGAGGAUGAUGAGGGAAAUCAAAUACCAGCUCGCGCGCUUCUCGACUCGGGCUCUGAAAGCAAUUUCAUUUCGGAGCAUUUAAGUCAACGAUUAAAGGUGGAUCGGCAAAAGGUACAUAUUUCAGUCCUUGGUAUAGGACAGGCAUCUGCAAGGGUUAAACAACGGGUUCAAGCUACAAUACGCUCUAGAGUAUCAAGGUUUUCACGGGAAUUGAACUUUCUGGUUUUACCCAAGGUGACAGUUCAUUUACCGACAACUUCAAUUAAUACGAAAGGAUGGACCAUACCAAACGACAUCCAGUUGGCUGACCCUUCAUUCUCGGUGUCUAUGGGAGUAGACAUAGUACUUGGUAUCGAAGCAUUUUUUGAUUUCUUCGUGUUUGGUCGGAAGCUCACUUUGGGAGAGCAGAUGCCAUCGCUUAACGAGUCGGUAUUCGGAUGGGUGGUCUGCGGCGGAUUAUCAUUUCAUAAGCAAUCACCUCAUAUCAGCUGUCAUAUGACCGAGGACAGGUUGGAUGAAUUGGUUGCUAGAUUUUGGGCAUGCGAAGAGGUCGAUAUCAAAAAAUCUUAUUCACCGGAGGAAGAGCGGUGUGAGAACCUGUUUACGCAAACCGUACAACGGGGACCUGAUGGACGAUACACUGUUGCAUUACCUAUGGCUGAGGGGGCCAUAUCGCGGUUGGGCGAGUCGAAAAACAUUGCACUACGACGUCUCCACGCAACGGAAAGAAGGUUGGCAAGGAACUCAGGCUUGCUUGACCAGUAUAAGGCGUUCAUGAGCGAAUAUCUAGAUUUGGGGCAUAUGCGCUUGGUUGAGGAAGACCAACGAGCAGUAGUAGGCCGAUGCUACUUACCGCAUCAUCCGGUUGUUAAGGAGGCCAGUACGACCACAAAGGUGCGCGUUGUCUUCGACGUGUCUUGUAAGACAUCAACGGGAAUUUCGCUGAACGACGUGUUGUUGACGGGACCGGUGAUCCAGGAGGAGUUACGGUCAAUUAUAUUACGCUGUAGGACCAAGCAAAUUAUGCUGGUAGCCGACGUUGAAAAAAUGUUUCGGCAGAUUGUGAUCGACCCAAACGAUAGGCCGCUACAGUGUAUUCUUUGGCGCUCGUCGCCUACUGAGGAGGUGGCGACCUACGAACUAAAUACAGUGACGUACGGUACUAAACCCGCUCCGUUUCUUGCGACACGCGUCUUGCAGCAGCUGGCAUUAGAUGAAGGGGAACAUUUUGCUUUGGCAGCAAGGGCCAUCACCGAAGACACAUAUAUGGAUGAUGUCAUCACAGGAUCUAACGACAGUGCAGAAGCUCUACAGCUGAGAUUGCAACUGGAUGAAAUUAUGAAUAGUGGUGGAUUUCGAUUGCGCAAGUGGGCAUCGAACUGCGCAGAGGUGUUACGAGGUAUUCCGAGCGAGAAUCUGGCGAUUGAUGUCGGUGGAAUUAAUUUAGAUCCAGAUCCAGCCAUAAAAACGCUGGGAUUAACCUGGAUGCCAAACACAGACGUUUUUAAGUUUCAGUUCAACAUUCCACCACUGGAAACGUACGAAACGCUUAGUAAACGUCGCAUACUCUCUAUCAUAGCUACGCUCUUUGAUCCAUUGGGCCUCAUCGGAGCUGUUAUUACGACGGCUAAAAUUUUUAUGCAACUACUGUGGACACUGCAAUCCGAGGAUGGAAGCAGAUUAGACUGGGACAAACCAUUACCUCAAACGGUGGGUGAGAAUUGGCGGAACUUUUACUCUCAAUUACCUUUGCUGAAUGGGAUUCGCAUCAAACGUUGCAUUAUUCUUCCGGAAGCUGUGGCGGUGGAAAUUCACUGCUUCUGCGAUGCCUCGGAGAAGGCAUAUGGGGGCCUUGUAUAUAUUCGGAGUCUGGACUUUAAUGGCAACGUGUCUGUUCAAUUACUAACAUCAAGGUCUAAGGUUGCACCGUUAAAAUGUCAAACAAUACCGAGGUUAGAGCUCUGUGGGGCAGAGCUGGUCGCUAAGCUGUACACUAAAGUUAAGCAGUCAGUGAAAAUGGAGGUACCAACAUUCUUUUGGACCGAUUCGACAUGUGUGCUGCGCUGGAUCCAAGCAAUUCCCUCAACAUGGAAACCCACCCCACGCUUCAUCACUGGCUACUAUCCGAAAGCAAGCAGUCCACUAAAUUUCUACUAUCCGAAAGCAAGCAGUACACGGUUCCGGCAGCUGCAGCAGAUAAACAUAUCCGAUUAA
Sabethes cyaneus is the source of this 2421-nucleotide messenger RNA. RefSeq lists its product as uncharacterized. The coding region runs from base 1 to 2421 and encodes 806 amino acids. The transcript is spliced from 2 exons. NCBI's taxonomy places the organism in Eukaryota, Metazoa, Arthropoda, Insecta, Diptera, Culicidae. The record is from RefSeq and is a predicted model, not a curated record.